This is a messenger RNA of Melopsittacus undulatus (budgerigar), 1203 nucleotides long. RefSeq names its product zinc finger protein interacting with ribonucleoprotein K-like. The transcript has 5 exons. Lineage: Eukaryota; Metazoa; Chordata; Aves; Psittaciformes; Psittaculidae. The coding region runs from base 1 to 1203 and encodes 400 amino acids. The record is from RefSeq and is a predicted model, not a curated record.
AUGCUGCUCCCGGCUCCCUGCUUCCACAUGGGAUUGAUCCAUAGGGAUGAGGUGCCUGGAUCUGAAGGGGUGCCGGAGGCUCUGCAGGAGGUCACCAUUCCCAGCGCGGAGCAGCCGGAUCCAUCCUGCGGCCCCCCCCCCAUAGGGCAGGAUGCUUGGAUCCCAGACAUCCCGAGCUCGGAGGAGGAGGAGGAGAGGGGCAGACCCCUCCUGAUGCUGUGGUCCAGGAGCAGGAAGCAAUGGAAGAGCUGUUGGGAUGCUGGGAGCUCGCCUGGAUCCAUCCCAUCCUCAGACGACGGCCGCCGGAGCUCCCCCCCCUCCAUCCCCUCCCACGUCCCCCCCUCAAUGACCCCAUCAGGUCCCCAUCCCCCCCUCAACCACCGGCUCCAUCGCAACCACCCCCCCCACGGCACCAUCCCCCCAUCCCAUCACCACUGCGGCACCUGCGGCAAGACCUUCAGCCGCGGCUCCAGCCUGCGCCGGCACCAGCGGCUCCAUGUCAACCAGCAGCCCUUGAGCUGCCCCAUCUGCGGGCGCAGCUUCGGCUCCAGCCUCCUGCUACGGGAGCACCGGCAGAGCCGCUGCCGGCGCCGGCGCCACCGCUGCCCCACGUGCGGCAAGCGCCUGGCGACGCCGCGCUCCUUGCGCCGGCACCGGCGCCGGCACGGCCUGGCGUUCCCUUGCUCCCAAUGCGGCAAGGCCUUGAGCUCGCGGGCGUCGCUGGUCGCGCACCAGCGCAUGCACACGGGUGAGCGCCCGUUCCCAUGCCCUGACUGCGGUAAGGGCUUCGCGGCUCGAGCGGCGCUCAACAAGCACCGCAAGCGGCACCAGGAUGGAGCCGCGUUCACCUGCCCUGACUGCGGCAAGAGGCUCAUGUCCAAGGCUACGCUCCUGGAGCACCGCAGGCUGCACACUGGGGAGAGGCCCUUUGAGUGCCUGGAGUGCGGCAAGAGCUUCGCGGGCAGCAAGUCAUUGAGCAAGCACCGCAAGGCGCACGCGGAGCGCCGGCUCCAGGCGCUGCCAACCGGAGCCGCGGUCAUGGCACACACACAGAGCCUGCAGCUCUGUCCCCAUUGCGGGAAGGGGUUCCGGGACCGGACGGGGCUGAACCGGCACCAACUGGUCCAUACUGGGCACAGGGGGAGGAGCCCCAUUGUCCCCUAUGGGGGUAGCGUGGCCGAGCGGUCUAAGGCGCUGGAUUAA